Xenopus laevis (African clawed frog) is the source of this 1661-nucleotide messenger RNA. RefSeq names its product protein ABHD15-like. Bases 72 to 1442 code for a protein of 456 amino acids. Lineage: Eukaryota; Metazoa; Chordata; Amphibia; Anura; Pipidae. The transcript is spliced from 2 exons. The record is from RefSeq and is a predicted model, not a curated record.
AUUGAUGUAAGAUUCAAGGACAGCAAAAGAGAGAAAACAAAAGCAGAUUCCUCUUGUAAAGUGGACAGACUAUGCUACUGGUGAUUGGCCUAAGUUGCCUGGUUGGACUGGGGGUCAUGGUGAUCCUGCUUGGUGUACUUUCCAGGUAUAUGUUUUUAACUAAGAGGCAGGCAGAGAACAGAAAUAGAGAUGAUGAAGAGGAGGAUGUUUUUGGAGACUUCUGGGAGUCCCAUCCUGGGGGUACACAGCUGAUCUACAAACCCUCUGCUCUUGCUAACUGGUUGCUGAGAGAUCUUCAACGUCAGUCAUUGCUACAAUCAACGGAUUGGUGGAUGAGGAAAUGGCCUCAUAUUCAGACAAUUAUUCAGAACUUGCUCCCGGCUGACAAGAUAUUGGAGUUGGCCCGGGAUCAUCUGCAGCUGGCUGAUGGCGGAAUAGUUGCCUUGGACUGGGUAGUUGGACCAAGAGGUAUUUUAGGAACUAGAAGAGGCACCAAUACAGCCGGAAGCCCACCGUUGCUCUUUAUCAUUCCAAACCCAUUUGGAAAGUUGACAAAAAACACUGAGCAAUUUUGCCUUCGGGCAUUAGAAAAAGGCUUUUACCCAGUAAUUUUUAAUAGGAGAGGGCAGAAUGGCUGCCCCUUGGUUACAGUGAAGCUCCAAGCUUUUGGGGAGCCAGCAGAUCUGAAAGAGGCUGUGAGUUAUGUACGUUUUAGGCACCCAUCCUCCUUGUUGUUUCUGAUCAGUGAAGGGUUAGGAUCAGGACUUCUGCUUUCCUACCUGGGGGAAUGUGGUUCCUCCAGCUACAUCACAGCGGCCUCAUGCAUUUCUCCAGUCUUUCGUUGCCAGGAAUGGUUUGAGACUGGGCUACCAUGGCUGUAUGACUGCCUCCUGCUUCUCUAUCAGAAAUUCCAUCUCAGUAGAUAUUCCACAGCCCUGGCAGAUGUUUUCCCCAUGGAGAGAGUUUUGAAGAGCAGUUCAUUACAGGAGCUCCACCAAGUACUAUUUUGCCAGUGCAAAGGUGAAAACAUUAGCUGGGAUGAAUAUUGGGAACACAAUGACCCCCUGCGGGACGUGGAUGAAGUUGCUGUGCCUGUCAUGUGCAUCUGUAGCACAGAUGAUCCCAUUCGAGGACCUGCUGAGAAGACGCUUCCCAUUGAGCUUUUCAGGACAAACCCAUAUUUUUUUUUGUCGCUGACGCAUUAUGGAGGACACUGUGGUUUUCUUACAAAGUCAGAUGUAUCGUGGAGCCACAAGGUUACUUUAGACUAUUUUAGCUCUAUAACAGAGUUCUUUCAGAUAGAAGAGAAAGCAAGUGUCCUGCCUAGAGGUCGCAGUUCUGUCACGAUAAACCGGCGAAGAAGAGAAACGCUGCAAAGGCGCGAUAGGUCUGUCACUGAUCUACAUGAAAUGUUUAGUUGGAAAAGGUCCUAUACCAGGUGACAUAUUAUAGUAAGAGACGGUAUGAUCCAACAAUAAACAGAAACGGGUUAAAAAGGAGACAAGCCUGACGCAUUACAUGCAUAAGCUAGAGAUUUGUCAUAAUAAAGAGCUGUCCAGCUUAGGCACACAAUUUGUCACCCUUCUCUCAUUUUUUGACAUAUUUAAACAAAUUGUGAGAUUAUACUGGUGUGUCUGCUUCCUAUAAAUAUUCCAAAAAUA